Messenger RNA from Fraxinus pennsylvanica, 480 nucleotides. NCBI's taxonomy places the organism in Eukaryota, Viridiplantae, Streptophyta, Magnoliopsida, Lamiales, Oleaceae. The record is from the annotation of a GenBank genome assembly.
AUGUUGCAGCUCACAAACUACCAGGAACAAAAGCAGGAUAUUAAAGAACCAGCCAAAACAUCUAAAUAUUCCACUGUCUCCCCUGCAUUGACAUUCUUCCACAUUCCCAUUCCAGAAAUUAAACAAGGACCUUUUAAGGAUAUUGUUGGCCAGUACAGGGAAUAUGUAGCUUGUUCAUUUGUAAACUCUGGAGUCCUGAAGACACUUGUCUCUAUGGGAGACGUAAAGGCUGUGUUCAUAGGUCAUGAUCACAAGAAUGACUUCUGUGGAAAUCUAGAUGGCAUUUGGUUUUGUUAUGGAGGAGGGUUUGGAUAUCACGGUUAUGGUGUUGCCGGGUGGCCAAGGAGGGCAAGAGUCAUUUUGGCAGAACUCGGUAAAGGGGAGAAGUCAUGGAAUGGAGUAGAGAAGAUCAAGACAUGGAAGCGACUCGAUGAUGGGAUGCUGAGCAAAAUUGAUGAGCAAAUCCUUUGGGAGAGAUGA